GAAGAGUGCACUGUGAAUGCAGAGGGUUGCAAUUAUAUUGAAUUGGGGAUAGUUUAGCCAAAAUAUGCCACAAGAUGUAGAAUUGCCUUGUGUAUCCCACUAAAAAUGUUAACUUGUUAUUAGCUAACUUUUUUUGAAGAAUUUAAGCAAAAUUCCCAGGCUUAACUUCCCAUGGGAAAUUUCUGACAGCCCUUUGCAGACCUAGUCAUUACCCAUGCCUCUCCUCUCGAGAACUUUCAUUGCGUCCUCAAGUAUUUCCAUAACUAGGGCCAGGAGUUUUUCCUGACCAAUGUGACCGGACCUGGGGUGUAUUCAUUUAGCUAAUUCUGUGACAAAACCUUUCUUAAAUGGAAGCAAACUGAACAAAACGGGGAGGGACCUACUUGAAUAGAAACUCUCGCUUUGCUCCUGUGUGGCUAAGUUGGUAUGGUUGGACCAGUACAGAAAAAAGUAUGAACAUUUAUUCACUCACUACUGUAAGUCGCUCUGGAUAAGAGUGUCUGCUAAAUGACUAAAAUGUUAAUGUAAAAUGCUUUUGUUUGCUUCCGUUUUCAAACAGUAUACAGUUUCUGUAGGUAAUCCGCCCCAGGAAAAGCUCUUUGCUCUAGUUAUUAGCUGUAAAUCGGGCUCGAGUUUUUUCCUACUCGGGAGAAAUCCCUGCUGCCCUAUCCAUUAAAUAUUAUACGGUUUUGUUUUUAUGAUUUAUAGUAAUGGUUGAGUAUGAUUGAUCUGCUGUUACUUUUUUUCAUUUUCCAUUGUUAUUGAAUAUUGUGCUUUAUUCACUCUGCAGUUCAAAGAUAAGUACCAAGUAGUUAAAGGGCUGAACCAUCUGUGCAAAGUGUACCACUUCCAGUCCUCCAGGAAGUAAAGCUACCACAACUUGUAAAAGCUGUCAUCAAUACAGGACACUUCUGAUCCCUAAAGGUUUUCACAGUCCAUGGACAGACAGCCAAAACAUAAACAGAGUGAUUAUUUUGACCACGUGGUGUUUGGCUAAAAAUAUCAUCCAAUCAAGUGUUUUCGAGAAGGAGCAGUGGAUCGUCGUCCAAUCAGAAAACUGUAGUGGGUUUCCAAGCAGUUCGUGUGACUAAUGCCUGUCAUAUGACUCUGCCACAAAUGGGGUUAGUUUUAAGGAACUAAGGCUGCACUUGGAUUUGGAAGAAAGCGAGACUUUCUAAAAUGCCUCCAACUCUUUUUCAGAAACUUUUUAAUAAAAGAAAUUCAAUUUCGCCGCCCCCAAGAUGCAACAAAGAGGACCCCGCGUUCAGCUGGUCAUCCCCACAGCUGGACCCUAGCCAGAUCAGAUUGAUACUGUACCAAGACUGUGAGCGACGGGGGAGAAAUGUCCUCUUUGACUCCAGUUCCAAAAAGAGGAGCGCAGAGGAAGCCCCUGCCUCGAAGAUGUGCAGUAGCGAGGCCCAGGUGAAGAUGUAUGGGAAGUGCUGCCAGCUGAGGCCUACAGGGGGCAGCUCCAACUCUCUGGACAGUUCCUGUGCUGCCGAGGCCCGGGAACCCAGGGAACAAGGGCUGCGCUUCCAGGGGUUGCGGUGUUCCUCUGAUGCCAACAUGUUGGGGGAGAUGAUGUUUGGCUCGGUGGCCAUGAGCUACAAGGGCUCCACACUCAAGAUCCACCAGAUACGGUCACCCCCUCAGCUGAUGCUGAGUAAAGUGUUUACAGCCCGAACUGGGAGUAGUGUCUAUGGCAGCCUUAACACACUGCAGGACAGCCUGGAGUUCAUGGGUCAGGACCCCAAUUCUUUGAGGCCUGAUCAGAACACUGUGACCAACGGCCUCCUGGGGAACAUAGGUUUCUCUCAGCUCUGCAGCCCGCGCCGGGCCUUCUCUGAGCAGGGCCCUCUGCGCCUCAUCAAGAGUGCCUCUUUCUUUUCAGGACAUAGUAACCCCAUGGACAUGCCGGGCAGAAACCUGUACGACGAGAGAGACAGCGGCAUCGCCAGAUCAGCGUCUCUGAGCAGUCUGUUGAUUACUCCGUUCCCCUCCCCGGGCUCCUCCCUCACCAGCAGCCAGGCCAGUAGCUACCAGAGACGCUGGCUCCGCAGCCAGACCACCAGUCUGGAGAACGGGGUCUUCCCAAGAUGGUCUGUGGAAGAAAGCUUCAAUAUGUCGGACGAGAGCGGAGGUCCCAGCCUGGGCGUGGCCAGGAAGAAGAAGAUAGCCAUCGGUGUCAUCUUCCUCCUCUCCCAGGACGAAGAGGAGAACAUCAAGUUCCAGGAAUUCUUCUUCUCCCACUUCCCCCUCUUCGAGAGCCACAUGAACAAACUAAAAAGUGCCAUUGAACAGGCCAUGAAAAUGAGCCGGCGAUCAGUUGAUUCCAGUCAGAGGGCUCUGGCCUAUAGCCGCAUGGUGGAUGGCCUCAAUGAAUUCAGGACGACCAUCGUCAACCUUUACACCAUGCCCCGCGUGGCCGAGCCCGUUUGGCUCACCAUGAUGUCUGGAGCCCCUGAGAAGAACCAGCUCUGUGGACAUUUCAUGAGGGAGCUCGCCCUACUCAUGGAGCAGGCCUCAAAGAACCAGUUCCUCCCUGCCCUCCUCACUGCCAUUCUCACCAACCACCUGGCCUGGGUGCCCACUGUCAUGCCCAACGGACAGCCGCCUAUCAAGAUCUUCCUGGAGAAACACUCUUCUCAGAGCGUGGAUAGGCUGGCCAAGAGCCACCCCUACAACCCACUGUGGGCCCAGCUCGGUGACUUGUACGGGGCCAUCGGCUCCCCGGUGCGUCUGUCCAGGACAGUAGUGGUGGGGCGGAGACGGGAGCUAGUUCAACGACUCCUCUAUGUGCUCACCUACUUCAUCCGCUGCUCUGAGCUGCUGGAGACCCACAUGCUGGACAGCACUGAGGACGAGGCCAUCGUCAUCCCAGGCUCUCUCAUCACCACCUCGCUGCAGCGUGGGGAGGUGGAGGAGUCAGACUAUGUGCUGGUCACCGUGCACAAGCCCAGCGGAGACUACCUCAGCCAGGGUCCCGAGCCCCAAGAGGACAGCAGCUACCCCUCACACAGUAACAACAGCUUGCAGUGCAGCACCUACACUGAGGCUGGCCCUAAGGAGGGGGACAGUAGUAACAACAGCCAGGGCUCCAAGAACAGUGUCCUGCAGGCCCAGGCCCACUCCAGCCACAACACUAACGCUGUGCCCAUCAUCCACAUGGAGGAUGUUCGUGAGCCCACGCCGCUCAAGGAGUCACCACCUGCCUUUCUGGAGGCCAAGCUGGAAACAGUGGUGCGUGUGGGCUCCGCCUCCCCCAGGGAGACAGUGGUGCGUGUGGGCUCUGCCUCCCCCAGGGAGCAGGUCUGUGUGCUGCUGGAGACGAAGCCUGAGACCGAGUUAGAGGUCAAGGCCAGCGAGAAGGAGGGGGUGGAGAGUCUGCCCAUCAAGGUGUUCCACUCUUCUGGGAUACCACUGGAGAAGAAGCCACCUGACAAGACCGUACCUGUACCCUGCCCCUUUCUGUCAAAACACCAGGAGGAGCCGGCCACCAAAGUGCUGUUUCUCAUCGGCGACCCCCAGUCUCCGGGAUCGGACACAGAGAGCAGGAGGAGGAAGCUUGAGGAGGACAUUAAGAAGCACAAGAAAUGCAUCAAAGAGAAACAGAGGCAGCAACCGCAACUACAACAACAGCAACAAUUGCAACCGCAACAACAACUACAACAGCAGCAACCGCUACCUCAACAACAACCGCAACCGCAGCAACAACAACAACCGCAGCAUCAACAACAGCAACCGCAACUACAGGAACCGCAACAACCGCAACUACAGGAACCGCAACUACAGGAACCGCAACAACCGCAACUACAGGAACCGCAACAACCGCAACUACAGGAACCGCAACAACCGCAACUACAGGAACCGCAACUACAGGAACCGCAACAACCGCAACUACAGGAACCGCAACUACAGGAACCGCAACUACAACAACAGCAACCGCAACUACAGCAACCGCAACCACUACAACAGCAACCGCAACCACUACAACAACAGCAGCAGAGUGGAUGCGGUGACGGCGGUGAUCAGAGGGUGAAGUCUACUACCAGCAUAUCACCCGACCAAACCAAGACCAAUGCUGGAGGAAAGAAGACUCUGAUGCGUGUCUUCAGCAAGAUGCCCCAGUGGAACCCUGUCAGCGAGGAAUGCUCAGAGCUGUUCGACGAGUACUUCAGUGAUGACAGCCCUGUAGAGACCAGGACUAUAGACGAUGUGGUGAAAUGCCUGGACUUGUCAAACGGCACGGACAAAACCCAGAAAGAGCUUCUGGACCCUUCGGGAGUCCAGAAUAGCAGUUGCUGUAUGGGACAUGGGGAUCAGGGACAGAAGGAAACAGGGCAGGUGGGUGUGGGACCGGGGGGUGUUGGUGGGGAUGAGGCUGAUGUCCAGACCUGGUGUAUGGGGGAGGCUGACGUCCAGGCCAGGUGUGGGGGUGAGGCUGACGUCCAGGCCAGGUGUGGGGGUGAGGCUGACGUCCAGGCCAGGUGUGUGGGGGUGAGGCUGACGUCCAGGCCAGGUGUGGGGGGAGGCUGACGUCCAGGCCAGG
Messenger RNA from Oncorhynchus tshawytscha (Chinook salmon), 4549 nucleotides. Its product is annotated as folliculin-interacting protein 1. The transcript is spliced from 16 exons. The record is from RefSeq and is a predicted model, not a curated record. NCBI's taxonomy places the organism in Eukaryota, Metazoa, Chordata, Actinopteri, Salmoniformes, Salmonidae. Gene Ontology annotation, cellular component: cytoplasm. Gene Ontology annotation, molecular function: ATPase inhibitor activity; protein-folding chaperone binding. The coding region runs from base 1180 to 4536 and encodes 1118 amino acids.